Molecule: messenger RNA, 2705 nt
Organism: Oncorhynchus mykiss (rainbow trout)
Lineage: Eukaryota; Metazoa; Chordata; Actinopteri; Salmoniformes; Salmonidae
Product: UDP-N-acetylglucosamine transporter
Biological process (GO): pyrimidine nucleotide-sugar transmembrane transport
Cellular component (GO): Golgi membrane
Molecular function (GO): pyrimidine nucleotide-sugar transmembrane transporter activity
Source: RefSeq, a predicted model, not a curated record
CUGUACAAGUCGUGUUAGAAUACUCAUACUAACAUACUGUAUACUACAUACUUAAUGAGUAUAUACUACAUACUAUUAGUUCAUUUUAGUAUACUGUAAACGAAUGGUAUCGUUCAUGUGUUGAGCGUACUAGAGCUUCGCCUGUCUAUCAGAAGUUGAUGCUGUUGCUAUGCAACCUCUUGCUAGCUUGUUAGCAUGACAAAUGACUAGCCAGACAUUUUACGAUUUUGGGGGUGUUGGUAAAUUCAAUCUGGAGUGCCAGAGUGCGCUCUGGGCGUUCAUAAAUCAUUGUCAGAUUGUCAGUUCAUAAAUUCAGUGUUUUGCUCUCGGAGCGCACACUGGGAGCUCUGGCCAAGGGGGGUGGAUCGAGCGUUCAACGGCAGUCAAGCACCCAAGCGUUUCAAGGCUGUGUUCAAACAAUGAUUUUUCAAUGACCAGCUCAAUUAAUCCUUACCAUUGUGACAAUGAGUCGUCAUAAUGCUGCAUAAACUGUACAUUAGCCCAGGGGCGUUGGCAGACACAAUGUGAUUCUACAAUCAUGGGAAUGCCCAAACGGACCUUACCACACUACAAUUAAAAACCAGAGUGACCCUGCUGUCCUCAACAUGGUGUCGUCCAGGCUGAAGUACCUGUCUCUGUGGGUGCUGGUGUUCCAGACCACCUUCCUGGUGCUGACCAUGCGCUACUCCCGCACACUACAGGGGGACGGCCCCCGCUACCUGGCCUCCUCUGCUGUGGUGGUGGCUGAGCUCAUGAAGAUCCUCACCUGUGUGCUGCUCAUAUUCAAGGAGCACAGCUACAAUGUUCGGGCUCUGAACAGUAUUCUGAGGCAAGAGAUCACUCACAAGCCGAAAGAGACCCUGAAGCUGGCCAUUCUUUCUGGGAUCUACACCCUACAGAACAACCUGCUCUAUGUGGCUCUGUCUAACCUGGACGCUGCCACCUACCAGGUGACGUACCAGCUGAAGAUCCUCACCACAGCCCUGUUCUCAGUGUCCAUGCUGGGCCGGAGGCUGGGUGUGUACCAGUGGCUCUCCCUGCUCAUCCUCAUGGCUGGGGUCGCACUUGUGCAGUGGCCCUCUGAAUCCCUUGGGGCCCCUGAGAAGGAGCAGAUGUCUGAAGGGUCCCAGUUUGUGGGCGUGGUGGCGGUGCUGGUGGCCUGCUGCUCCAGUGGCUUCGCUGGGGUUUAUUUUGAGAAGAUCCUCAAAGAGACCAAACAGAGCGUCUGGGUCCGCAACAUCCAACUGGGAAUGUUUGGCCUGGUGUUUGGUCUGAUGGGGAUGUUUGCAUACGAUGGGGUGAGAGUCCGAGAAUCUGGGAUGUUCAAGGGAUACAACACAAUCACCUGGACAGUGGUGGUUCUGCAGGCACUAGGAGGGCUGGUUAUAGCAGCUGUCAUCAAGUAUGCAGACAACAUCCUGAAGGGCUUUGCCACGUCACUCUCCAUCAUCCUGUCAACACUCAUAUCCUACUUCUGGCUUGAGGACUUUGAACCCACAAGUGUGUUCUUCCUUGGUGCAGUACUGGUCAUCGUGGCCACCUUCCUGUAUGGCUACGAGGAUAAGCCAUCCCCCAACUCCAGCCGUGCCUAGAGGACAUCACCGAGGACCGAAGGGGAUGUCAGGGAAGAGAAAAGAAGAGGAGAAGAAAACAGUGGAGCAGAAGAGAGAAAGGAGGAGCGAAGGACACUAGCCUAGAGGCAUUGUUGACUUGGGCCUCAGACACUGUGGCCGUGUUUUCACAGGCAGCCCAAUUCUGAUAUUUUUCCCACUAAUUGGUCUUUUGACCAAUCACAUCAGAUCUUUUUCAGAGCUGAUCUGAUUGGUCAAAAGACCAAUUAGUGAAAAAAAUAUCAGAAUUGGGCUGCCUGUGAAAACGCGGCUAUAUGUAAACGCCGGUACGAUGCCUGUGUAAACGCAGCCCAAUAAGUUCCUUGACUAAAAAAGUGUGAUCAGGAAGUUGCCACCACAGAGAAAUAGACUCAUGAGUCAUGACCAAGCUCAGCAGUGUACUGGACACACCUGCCAGGCAGGUUAUUGCACUGGGUCAAAACUGGUUGGGUAGGGGCCCUGUCUUUAUAUUAUUGUCAUCAUCUUAAUAAUGAAGAUGGAUAAAACAAAGACACAGGCAGGGAAGUUUUCUGACUUGUGCAUUUCCCUGAAGGCCAUAAUGUUCACUCAUGACUUGUGACAAUAGUCCGGAUGUGUUAGACUCCACAGACAUACUGAUGAACUAUGUUACUGCUUCACUGCUGUAGACCUCUGUACUUUUCCACGCAUUGGUGUAAUGUGAUUUGUGUGUUAUUUGGGGAAGUGGGGAAGGUUGACUUUAUUACUGUAUUUACCAAUCAUUAGGAACACGAAGUCCAUAAAGGAAAUGUUUCCUACGUCAAAGACGAGUGUAUCAUUCUAUAUCACGACUCGGUUGUAACAUUGUGCGUCAUAUAAUGCUCCCUUGUAGAAGUUUUACAAGUGCUCUGAGCCAUGAUAUGAACACACACAGUCAAACGGAUGCACUCCCUAUUGUUUUUGCCACUAAUACAUUUUCUGAUUGAGCGCAUAUUGUACAUAACACCCAUGAACUGUCAAUGUGCAACUGAGGGGGGAAAUGAUUAGGUUUGCAGAGGGAUUUAAAUAGGUUCUAUAAAAAAGACACAUUUUACUUGAAUCAUUUUAUUGAAUUAAAAACACUGCUUGCAUGCAAAA